AUGCGGUCGCAUUGUAGUCCGGCGACCGCAUCUUAUGCUCCACCAGUUGUCAAAUCUCGAGGACUCCGAACUUAUGAUAUCGAUGUAGGAGGUUCAGCUCCUCGAGCUUCUUCUCUUCGUGCAACACCAAUUGAUCUAGAUUUUCCUGUGAUACAAAAGAGCAGCAUAGCCUUUGCAAAGCCAACCACAAUUUCUACACUGGAACCUACAUCUUUUGCAAAACCGUAUAUACCGAGUGGUUAUUUGAGUAGCUCAGUAAAAACGGCAAAUCAAGAAGUUUUUGCAAAGCCCUACAUACCUUCAACAUCUUCAGAAUGUUUUGCAAAGCCAUAUAGUAAUCUAAAAUCUUCUGAAGAAUUGACGAAACCAUAUGAACCCUCAACAGUCUCUGCAAAACCAUAUAUCUCAUCAUCAGAAGCUUCUUCUACAAAACCAUACUCUUCAAGUUUCUUUUCUAAGCCAAAAGAGCCCGAAGUGAAGGUUCAGCCUUCGAGUAGUAUGUUUUCAAGAAAAAUGUUCACACCUUCGACAUCAAGUGCACCAAAACCGUACGAGCCCUCCACGUCUUCUACAUUUCAAUUUCCGGAAAUCAAACCAAAAUGGUACACUUCACCAGUGGCGGAACCGUUAAUAAGGCCAUACAAUUCAAAACCAAUUGACACUCCAGUUAGCUAUAAACCAUCCACAACAAAAGCGUACGUUAGUCCAUUCCGUGAGUCGGAAGUACCGCCCAUUUCCAGUCUAUCGACCCAUGUGUCGGAUGAAUCACUGGCCAGGAAUGCGAGUAUACUAUCGGUUUCCAAUGAGCUUCCACUCAUCGUCAAACCUCUUCGUCGUAACUUUUCGGAGCAAAGACGGACAACAUUAGUGGAGCCACCUGCUAUACCAAUGCCAUCGGAGUCAUUUUGUAGUUCUCUACCAAGAAACUUUCAUCGGCCAACUGUGCUACACUGUGCAGCUCCAGUUGUCAUUGGAACGGAUACAUCGGAAGCAAUUCCAUUCAUUGAUGAAGAUCCACCACCAUCAUCUCUUCCAGCUGUACCAUCUCAAUCUUCAUAUAUUGCACCUCCAACAAUCAAACCAUCAGUCCAAUCAAAUUCUUCUCUCCAUCGUAGAGAAGACAGUGGCUAUCGUUCGAUGGAAAAUAUUCGAAAAAUGAGUAUUCCUGAAGCAGCACAACCUGUGGUUGCGAUGAUAACACCAUACACUUCAAAAGAACCAACUUCCUCGAAAGUUGAAUCACAAGAUUCAGUAGAAGAUUUUCAUGAAGAUCCAUUUGAUUGGGGAGAUGAAUAUUUAAAUUCUGGGGCAAAAAGAAGAUGCAGCUUGGUACUUCGAACACAAACUUCAUUACGCGUCAAAACUAUAAUUGAUAAGCUUCUGAAUUGUUCUGGACGUGAUCAACGACGCGCAUUAUUCUCCCUCAAACAGAUAUUCCAGGAUGACCAAGAUCUUGUUCACGAGUUUGUUCAAAAUCAAGGUCUCGAUUGCAUGAUUCGAUUGGGUCGAACUGCUGAUCAAAACCAUCAGAAUUAUAUUCUACGAGCUCUUGGACAAUUGAUGCUCUAUGUGGAUGGAAUGAAUGGAAUAAUUGCACAUAAUGGAACCAUUCAGUGGCUCUACGAGCUUCUCGAUUCACCAUUGUACAUCGAUGAAGAGCGUAAAGAAAUGUCGCCGUUUCGUCUUGAAUGGUUCCGACUUGUUGUAAAAACAGCUCUUAAACUACUUCUUGUGUUUAUCGAAUACAAUGACAACAAUGCAUUACUGGUGCUCACAGCCAUUCAAACCGUUGACAAGUCGAAGGGACAAGCUGAUUGGUCUGGACUUAUGAAGGUGCUGACUGAAAAAGACUCACCAGAUGCUGAAACUCUUGUCUACGGAAUGACAGUUGUUAAUAAGGCUCUGCAUGGGAUUCCAGACAGAGACACGUACUACGACGCAGUAGAUACACUAGAUACACUGGGUAUGGAGGAUGCUAUAAAAAGUAUGAGCAGAUCGAACAACAAGGAGCUCGAGGAGCAAUGCCGGUUGUACGAAAGGGAAUUGAAAGAAGAAGAUGAACGAGGGGAUAAUGAUGAAGAUGUUGUCAAGAUGAGAUCUUCCGCUGACACAUUCAAGAAUCAAUCCCGACGAUCGAGUCAAGGAUCUCAUGAUUCCGCAAUCACAAUGGGAAGUGAAGAAGAUGGAUCAAGAUGCAGUCCUGAUAGGGAUAAACAGACGCCUUCUCCAGCACCUUCUUCACAUAUUAUACCAUCUUCUCCACUUAUCCCUCCAACUCCAAGUGCAUGUAAUACACUUGAGAGAAGAUCCCGAGCAUUUGAACAUGAAAUGCCAGAAGAUCGGGAAACGGCGUUGGAAAAAUUGAAUAGGUCACUCCAUAAUCGGAGGGAAAUGGAGAAGCAGAAAGCUGAAGAAGCUAGACGAAAAGAGGCAGAGAGAAUCGAGGAAAUCGAGAGAAUGAGGCAACAGGCAGAAGAGAGAAGACGUAGAGAAAGAGAAGAGGAAGAGAGAAGAAAAAGAGAAGAAGAGGAGGCAGAGAAACAGAGAAAACGAGAGGAACGAGAAGUCAGAUUCUCAAAGAACGAUAUUUCUCCAACAACAUCUUCUGGAGUAGCAGAUGACAAGAAGGCGACGAUGAGGCGACGACAUGAUGAAGCACGCCGUCGGCAAUUGGAACAUGAACAAUUCACAGCGAAUAGGACGUUGUUUAACAAAAUUGAUAUUGGAGCCGCUCCACGAAUUCCAUCCCCAGUUUCCCCAACAGUUUCUUCAUGGCAACCACCAGUCAGGGAGGAUAUUCAACCGACUACAUCUACUGCAACUAAUAACAACGAUAUCGGGUCUAUUCGCAGCAAAAAUAUUCCGGCGCCGAUUCAGUUGGUUCAGGAAAAUCAAGAGAACGAGAUUCCGAAAGAAACCGACGAGAGUGAAAGUUCGAAAUCGGUAAAAGCUCCACCUCCAUCAUUUCCUACUUUAUUCUCCCCUACCGAAUCAAAAACAAUGGACUUCUCAGAAGUUGCACCUCAAGAGCCUGAACCAGAAAAAGUGGCACCACCGCCUCCGAGAGCAAAGAUUGAAGACACUGGAAGUGGCAACAGUUUUGCUGAUAUGCUCCAAAAACGAGCCGCCCGUUCAGCAGAGGCGAACCGUGGAACUUUUGAAAAGAAAGAAUCCGAAGCAGAAAUGCAAUGGAAGAAAGCGGCGGAAAAUCUUGAAAAGAGACCGCUAAUCAUCAAUGAUCUUGAUUUUUCGCAAUUCCACGGAGUUGAAUAUCAACAGGAUCCAUUGCAGUUGGCGAGAAUGGCAAAAAUGAAGGAAAUGGCGGAGAAUGGAAUGCGUGGAGGUCCUGUUGGUGUUGGUGUUCCACCACCACCUCCACCACCAUCUGCUAUUCCAUUACCACCAAGAUUGCAAGGAGGAAUCCCACCACCACCUCCACUUGGCAUCAUUCCUCCACCUCCUCCUCCUGGCAAUUUGCUUAUGAACGGUAUAAAUCGAGGAGAUAUCAGUCCAGCAGCCAACAAAGGAGUUCUGAAAUUACAUUGGAAACCAGCGACAGUUGAACAACCGGAUGGAAUUCCAUCAUUAAAACAAAAAGGAAGCUUCUGGAAUACGGUCGAUGGAGCUGUUCCAACAUUUGAUGCUAAGAAGAUUGUACAGUUGUUUGAGACGAAAAAGGAGAAGGAAGCACCGGUCAAGAAAGUAGCCGAAACUAAAACUCAAACUCUAUCUGUUCUUCCUCUGAAAAGAUCGCAAGCCAUCAACAUUGGUCUAACUAAAUUGCCACCGAUCAACGUCAUCCCUGCAGCAAUUAUGAAAUUUGACUCUUUGGUUUUGAACAAGGACGGAAUCGAAAAAAUUCUGAAAACAAUGAUGCCGUCACCGAAAGAAAUUGAAGAAAUUGAGAUCAAGGCAGCAGAGAAUCCAGAGAUGACGUUGGGAAAUGCUGAACAACUUCUUUUGAAGCUUUCACAGAUUCCAUGUCUUCUUGAGAGACUUCGUCUUUGGCUAUUCACCUUGGAUUAUAAAAACUCUGAAAAGGAUAUUGCUGAGCCCCUUAUGGAUAUGCAAUUGGCAAUGAAAGAAAUGGAAGAAUCACGAACAUUCAAAGUUGCGAUGGGAAUGCUUUUGGCCAUUGGAAACUCUUUAUCAGGAACUGAUAUUAAGGGUUUCUAUCUGGAUUAUUUAACAAAAGCAUCAGAAGUAAAGGAUCCAGUCUACAAGCAUACUUUGACAUAUCACUUGGCUGAAUAUAUGGUUGAACACUUCUCAGAGGGUACUGAUUUGUACAGUGAAUUUGGAGCAGUUGCCAGAAGUGCUCGAGUUGAUUACAAAGAGCUUCUUGAUAAUUUGAUUCGCCUCGAGAAAGACUGCAAGAGCUCAUGGGAAUGUUUGGCAACAAUCAGUAAAAAUGAUAACUCAAAUAUGAAGCAAAAAAUCAAUGAUUAUCUGGCAGAUGUUGCUCAACGAAUUCAUCAGUUAAAGGCAAUCUAUACAGUCACAAAGAACAGAUGGCACUCUUUCCUUUUGUAUUUUGGAUAUUCAGUUGAUGAAAUUCCAAAUCAGACACCAAAUGACGUGUUCAAAAUGGUAACCGAAUUCUCGUUGGAAUACCGUACCACACGAGAUAAGAUUCUACAACAACGUAAGCGGUUGGCAGAGAAGAGAGAACGCAAUAAGACACGUGGAAAGAUAUGGGCUCUUGAGGGUAGCUCGGCAGAGGGUGGAGCCGGAGAUGCAGCACCUCUGCGACGAAGAAAUCAUGGUCCAGGAACUGUAGCGCCUGUUCAAAACUCUCAACAAAGACACGACGAUAUGUCGAAAAUGUUGGCUUCAAUGGCAGAUGACAACAAUUCUUUGAGAAGAAGACCAGCUGGAUCCAAUGGAGUCAAUGGGCGCAACUUUGGUGGAAGUGUUAAAGACCUGGUGGACACUGAAUCUCCAGAAGAUGAGAUUUUGAAUGGAUUGGUUAAAGCCGCAACAUUGCAGACUGAUCCAAGAGAUCAACGACGUAGAGCUAGACAGUUUAAUCGAAAAUCUCUUCGCCGUACACGUACCCUCAAAAUGGUUGAUGGACAGCUCGAAACAAACUACUAG
Molecule: messenger RNA, 5097 nt
Organism: Caenorhabditis elegans
Lineage: Eukaryota; Metazoa; Nematoda; Chromadorea; Rhabditida; Rhabditidae
Gene: fhod-1
Product: Formin HOmology Domain
Exons: 17
Coding region: 1-5097 (1698 amino acids)
Biological process (GO): actin cytoskeleton organization
Cellular component (GO): cytoskeleton
Molecular function (GO): actin binding
Source: RefSeq, marked reviewed